Molecule: messenger RNA, 2415 nt
Organism: Mesorhabditis belari
Lineage: Eukaryota; Metazoa; Nematoda; Chromadorea; Rhabditida; Rhabditidae
Source: the annotation of a GenBank genome assembly
AUGAGUGUCCACAAAGAAAUCACCAUAUUUUUGCUACUUUUUUUCUUCUGCACAAUUCCAGUUAAUGGGAAAAUUCAACAGACCCCAAUCGAGCUCUCAUCUCUUUGCCGAUCUCUACCAAGAGCCUCAUUUCUUAAAGCACAACAAGUUGAUUUGAUAUGUAAUCACUAUGCUCAUUGGCAUCAUGAAAGAGAUGAGCCGUUGACGACCGGGAAAUGGUCGAUCAAUGAGACAACCGAUAACCAAAAACGUUAUUUACGUGAUUUGGAAGAUUGCGCUCGUUCAGGAUGCACGACCGGGAAAGGUCAUACAAGAUUGAAACGAGAAACGAAAAAGAGCAUGAGAAAGGAAAUCCGAUUGAUGUCACAACAGGAACGGGAGAAACUCUUUGAAGCGAUGAAUAAGCUGAAAAGUAAACAAGUCGAUAACAUUAAUGCCUGGGAUCUGCACACUCUCGUCCACUAUCCAGACUCGGCACCAGGUGCUCACUGGGGCCCAGCUUUCCUCCCAUGGCAUCGAGAGUUCUUGCGACAGUUUGAGGUGGCUCUACAGAAAGAAGUCCCCGGAGUGGCUAUGGCUUAUUGGGAUUCAACGUUAGAUCAAGGCCUUCCCGAUCCAGCAGACAGUGUUCUGUGGACAGACGAGUUGAUGGGGAAUGGGAAUGGUUAUGUGAAGACGGGUCCAUUCAAAGAUUGGGACACGAAUGUGCUGAUGCCGCUUAGUCAAGUGCCUGUUAAGAAACUCUAUCGAAUGACUGGCGGCAGAGCACAGGAUCGUUUGAUGUCUCCAAGAGAUGUGGAGUGGAUUCUGAGUCGAUCGAAGUUCGAGAAUCUCGUCUUUUGUCAUGAUACGACAUUUGAAAGCAUCCAUGGCUUGUCGCAUGCUUGGGUGGGAGGCUUUAUGUUUGUGAUCAGAGUCUCUCCAAAUGAUCCAGCUUUCUACAUGCAUCACGCUUUCAUCGACAAUCUCUGGGAACAAUUCCGGCAUCGACGACAAAAUCGAUGGCAACGGGAGAAUGAUUGGAGUCGAAACUCGUGCAAUCGAAAUCAAGACGCCUACGCGCAAAUGAAACCGUUCUCAAUGACAAAUCGAGACGGACUUUCGAAUAAUUAUACGGAUUUAUGGUACGAGUACGAGCCGGUAGUGCACUGCACUGAGUCACGCCCGUAUUGUGAUUCGCCAUACUUGUGGUGUGAUGAGAAAUUACAUCGAUGUCGAUCGCGAAUCGUCCGCGGUGGCAACUGUACCGGUUUUGAGGGGACUUCGAUCUGUUAUGAGUCUGUUUGCAUACGCAAUGUCUGCCAACUUCCACCUGAAAUCGCUCCCCAACGACAGGAUCUCGUUCAACACGCCAAUUUACCAAAUAAUGUAAGACGGUACUUUGGUCUGACCGGAGCCAAUGAAAGGGCUAAUUCAUUGAGAGAAGAGAUUCCGUCAAGGGAAUCUCUCAAAUGGACACCCCCAAAAAGUGUAACUAGGAGACCUGCUGAAACAGUUUGGGCAAAAACAAUAAUGUUGGAUAGAGACGCGAGAGGGUUGGCUGAUACGCUGGCAACUGUGACUGUUCACGAUCGAGACAUCGGUGAUAACUACACAGCCUACAUCGAACCGAUCACCGAAUAUCCAGAGAUACCGGGAUUGCUCUACCUUCCUUUGCUGAAGCCUCAUCCAGAGAUGGUGCACAAUUUAGCGCUCAUCGCUCGUGACGGUUUUGGACGUAUUUGUCAAGCUCAAUGCUACAAUGAUACAAUUGAAAGAUACCAGGUCUGCGACCCGAAAAUCUCACUCUCAAUGCGAGCGGACGUCUCAGCUCCAAUGGCCUACACGCAUUCGAUGGCUAAUCGAAAAUACCUUGACACUGAUCUUUCCGUGCAUCCACUCCGCGUCCAUCCAUCUGUUCCGUAUAUUGUCUUCGCUUGCACAACUAAAGUACUAACCUCAGCCCAAGUUGCUGCAGUUGGCGAGGCUCUUCACCCAAAGGCUCCCACUUCGCAACUCAUCUGGUUUCGUGUAGCCGUUCAUCGAAGUGAUCGACGGAACAUGCAGAUUGAAGUGAUUCAAUUGGAUGACUGGAGAGAUCCCUGGUUCUCGGCAGUCGACGCAGCUGCUAGUCCCUUUGAUCCGACGAUCAUCUUUGCUAAAGCACCAAAUCCCGAGCACUCGACAUCAGGAAUGGUGAGAGUGAUGGUGAAUCUUUUCGAGAACAAUGAAAGGAUUCAAUGCCCAGCGAAAUGCACCUUAGAAGAUGGAUCAAUGAUCGAGUGUGAUGGACAAGUUGAGCUGUCAAUUGAUCCAAAUCGUGGAGAUGAGCCGGUGUGGAGUGGAGACGAGGAAGCUCUGCCCGUCCUCGGCUGGGAUAUGAGAGGUCAUCCGACUCGGUGGAGACACAGAAUGCCCUAUCUAUCGUUUAUCUGC